This is a messenger RNA of Elgaria multicarinata webbii, 1693 nucleotides long. RefSeq names its product interleukin 10 receptor subunit alpha (gene IL10RA). The transcript is spliced from 7 exons. Gene Ontology annotation, biological process: cytokine-mediated signaling pathway. Gene Ontology annotation, cellular component: plasma membrane. Gene Ontology annotation, molecular function: cytokine receptor activity; protein binding. The coding region runs from base 25 to 1662 and encodes 545 amino acids. Lineage: Eukaryota; Metazoa; Chordata; Lepidosauria; Squamata; Anguidae. The record is from RefSeq and is a predicted model, not a curated record.
GACGGGCAAUGCGCGGAGGCCGCGAUGCUGCUGGCUGCGCUGCUGCUCCUGCUGCUCCCGCGCUGCCUACGCGGACACGGAGGGGGCGUCCCGGCGCCGCCCGCGAACGCGGGAUUCCAGGAGGCUCGCCUCUUCCAACACGUGUUGUCCUGGGAGCCGCCGGGCACCGGACCCCGCCCCGCCGGUCGCCUCCUCUACGACGUCCAGUACCGGAGGUACGGCAACAGCAGCUGGACCCCCGCGCCGAACUGCACGCGCAUCGCCCGCCGCUCCUGCGACCUUUCUUACGAGACGCGGGACCCCUCGUGGCGCUACCUGGCCAGGGUCCGGGCCGUGGCCAGCGGCCGCACCUCCAGCUGGACCCAGCCGAUCGUCUUCGUGCUGAAGGAAGCAACUCUGUAUUUGUCCAACAUGAGCCUGUCUCUCAAGGGCGGAACAAUCCAGGUGUCUCUCCAGCUUCCCAUCAGCCCAUGGGACAACAUCACCUAUGAAGACAUCCACACUGGGCACAGGGAAUACCAUGCCCACAUCCGCAGGGUUUCCAACAAUGCUCAGGCCGUGCAUGUGGCGACCGGCCUGAAGUUUGACCUGCCAUCGCUGCUGCCAGGCGAGUGCUAUUGCAUCAGCGUGGAGCCGCACGUGGCCUCCCAGCCCAAUCCUACCACGCGGACAGAGGAGCAGUGCAUCUUGACCCCCCCGCUGGAAGACUGUGCAGGAGCCACUCUUGCUACCCCCAGUUUGUCCCUCCUCAGCCUGGCAGUGCUUGGAGUCCUGGGUUUGGGUUUGGUCUUGCGUUUGGCCUGUGCCUAUGUGAAGAAGCCCACAGAAACUCCAAAUGUGCUGCAAUCUCUGCUGAACGGCCGCUCUCCCUGGCUGCCGAAGGAACGUUCCCCCCAUGGGAUGAAAGACGUGGUCCUGCACGUGGAGGCAGACACCAUCCAGCAGCUCUCCUUCGUGGGGCUGAAGGACCACAGCCGCUCCAGCACCGGGAGCCACAGCCCCGGAGCUGCACCACAGCCACCAUGUCUGGAGCAAAGUGGCUGGUUGCCCGCCUGGCUGGCAGAGGGCACAAGGCUGGAGGGGCUCAUGGACGUCAGCAGCAGCUGCAGCACCGACAGCGGCAUCUGCCUACAAGAGCCCUUGGGCAGCCUGAGCCACCUGUUGGGCUGCAGGAGGCUGUCGCUGGGCAGCAGCGAGGAUGGAGGCCUCCAGGAAGAUGGCUGCAUGGAGGACCAGUGGCUGCAGGGGGCUUCGGAGGCAGAGGGAGUGCUGCAGCCCCAGACACAGUUCUCUGGGUACCAGAAGCAGUUGGGCGGCUCCGUGGAGGUGGUGAGUAGCCCCAGGCCUCCAGCCGGCAUGGCCCAUUCUGAGCUUGGCUUGGUCACUGGCUACCUGAAGCAGGCCUCCCUUGGUGCUCCCUCUGCCCUUGGGGACAGAGCUCCCGCCGAGGACACUCCUGGCAGCACGGACCUGGGGAAAGGACACUUCCCAGCCAGCCUGUCCCUGGAUGUCUCGGGGACCUUGGAAAUCCCCAAGAGCCUCCUGGCACUGGGCUUCUCGGAGCAGGAGCCAGCCGGCACUUCUCUGCACAUCGCCUCCCUCUUGCACACAGGCACGCAGCUGAGCCUGGAUCUCAGCAUCCUGACCCUUCCACGGCGCUGAGUGUGAGAAGAGCCAUGUGCCGGGCCUGCGA